UCAAAUCCUUGAAACUAAGCACAUAUAUUAAACAUUAUCAUAACUUUUCUCUUCACAAUGGCUUAUACUUCUGUCAUCAUGCAUUUCUUCCUCAUAUCACUAGCCCUUUUCUCAGUUUCUUCUUUAUCAGCUACUCAACCUCCUACUACUACAAAACCACACCCAUUUAUUCUUCCCAUCAGAAAAGACCCAUCAACCAAUCUAUUCUACACAUCAGUUGGCAUAGGAACUCCUAGAACAAAUUUCAAUCUAGCCAUUGAUCUUGCUGGAGAAAAUCUAUGGUAUGAUUGUGACACUCAUUAUAAUUCAUCAUCAUACACUCCUAUUCAAUGUGGCUCAACAAGAUGUACAGAUACUGCAUGUGUUGGCUGCAAUGGCCCAUUCAAGCCAGGUUGCACAAACAACACAUGUGCUGCUUCUGCAACCAACUCAUUAGCUAAAUUCAUUUUUGGUGGUGGCCUUGGUGAAGAUUUCAUUUUCAUUUCUCAACAAAAAGUUUCUGGCUUACUCUCAAGUUGCAUUGAUAUUGAUGGAUUUUCAUCUACCGCUGAGGAUGAUUCACCACUCAAUGGCUUACCAAAAAACACUAAAGGAAUUUUUGGUCUUGCAAGAUCAAACCUUUCACUACCAACUCAACUUGCAUUGAAAAACAAGCUUCAACCAAAAUUCUCUCUUUGUUUGCCUUCUUCAAACAAACAAGGAUUCACUAACUUGCUUGUUGGAUCAAUUGCUGGAGACCCUUUUCAUGAAUUGUCCAAAUUUGUUCAAACCACGCCACUCAUUGUUAAUCCUGUCCCAACAGGUGCUAUUUCUGUUCAAGGUGCUUCUUCAAUUGAAUAUUUCAUUGAUGUGAAAGCUGUUAAGAUUGAUGGCAAUGUUUUGAACAUAAAGCCUUCUUUGUUGUCUAUUGACAAAAAGGGAAACGGUGGCACCAAAAUUAGUACAAUUAGUCCUUUCACUGAAUUGCAAACUUCUGUGUACAAGCCCUUUAUUCGUGAUUUUCUCAAAAAGGCUUCAGAUAGAAAACUAAAGAGAGUGGAAUCAGUGGCACCAUUUGAGGCAUGUUUUGACUCUUCUAGCAUUAAAAAUUCUGUACCAAGAGUUGAUCUUGUGCUUCAAGGUGGAGUGCAGUGGACUAUUCAUGAAGCCAAUUUGAUGGUUAAUGUAAAGAAAAAUGUAGCAUGUCUUGGAUUUGUUGAUGGAGGGACAGAGCCAAGAAUGUCAUUUACCAAAACUUCAAUUGUUAUUGGUGGACAUCAAUUGGAAGACAAUCUUUUGGUGUUUGAUUUGGCUUCUUCCAAAUUGAGCUUCAGUUCCUCACUUUUGGUCCAUAGUGCAAGUUGUUCCUAAAUCCUACUCUUAAAGCAAUGGCAUAGGUUUAUUAAGCAUUUAGCUUAUAUUAUUCGGAUUGAAUGUUGCAGCUUAGAUUUCUCGUUUUUCUUUUGUUUGCUUUGUUGUUUCGUUCUGUAUUUUGUUGGACACAACAUAUAUGAUGUAAUUGUGUUUUGCACCGUGAGGAAAUAUAUACAAUUAUUUUUGCGAUGAA
Messenger RNA from Medicago truncatula (barrel medic), 1546 nucleotides. Its product is annotated as probable aspartic proteinase GIP2. Gene Ontology annotation, biological process: proteolysis. The record is from RefSeq and is a predicted model, not a curated record. Lineage: Eukaryota; Viridiplantae; Streptophyta; Magnoliopsida; Fabales; Fabaceae. The transcript has a single exon. Bases 58 to 1350 code for a protein of 430 amino acids. Gene Ontology annotation, molecular function: aspartic-type endopeptidase activity.